AUCAUCAUCAUCAUCACUACCGAAAAAAACAUUCGAUUCAAAUGAACAUAUUGUUUUUGUUGUGUUCAUCAUUCAUAGGAAUAGGGUUGUUUUCAAAAAAAAUUUAACUAUUGAAAUGUUUUGCAUACGAAGAUCUCAACUACAGUUCAAAGUGCCAUCAAUAUGGUUGAUCAUUAUCGGCUUUUGUCUAAUCAUACUCAUGGAUUACACUAUAUUUGCAUAUGCUAAACCUAGUAAAUCGAAAAAAUCUCGACCCAAAACCAAAUUCGUCGUAGUUGAUACAGCCAAAUAUUUACCAUUAAUCAAAGAACAUGCUUCAGCAGAUACAUUAGCAGCUAUUGCUGAAGCUGAAGUACAAGAAUCCGCAAAACAAUAUACGUAUAAAAAACCUAAAUAUCAUAAAAUGUAUCCUGAAUCACCACAAGCUGUUCCACAUUCAUUGAAACAAAUUGCCGGACAUUAUUCGUCCAUUCAUCAGCCGCCAUUUCCAUACAAAAAAGUCAGACAUCAUCAUUAUCAUCCAAUAAUAUUGUAUAAAAAGAAAAAAAUACCGGGCAAAUAUUGGCACGAGGCUCAACGAAGAUUGGUGACCAAACAUGGUGGCUUAGACAUACUUGGAGAUAUUAUUCAAUUGCCCAACGGUCGUGUAUUGGACGGAAAUCUUGGACAAAAUGUACCUAAUUUUAAUGAUGGCUAUUUUAAACCAUGGGAAUUAAGAGCUCGACUAAUGCAAUCACAACGAGAACUGGUCAAAAGCCUGAUUAAAGCAUUAAUACGUUUGGCAAGAGAUCCACCCGCCACAGGUUCAUUCAUAGUGAAAGAGAUCGAUAUGCUUGAUUAGAAUAUUUAAUAUAAUAAA
Dermatophagoides pteronyssinus (European house dust mite) is the source of this 859-nucleotide messenger RNA. RefSeq lists its product as uncharacterized. Lineage: Eukaryota; Metazoa; Arthropoda; Arachnida; Sarcoptiformes; Pyroglyphidae. The record is from RefSeq and is a predicted model, not a curated record.